AUGCUGGUGACCAAGAUGCUGUCCCUUCGCUCCGCUGUGCGGAGAGCUUCCACGAAGCCCCUCCGAUCGCUCUCCGCACCACACGCCGUUUCUCCCCUGCGAGCUGGCGUGGCUGCCCGUACCGUGUCGACUCCCCUACUCCAGGGCCGAUGCUACUCCCGUGCCGGCGACCCUAACCUGAGCUCGACCCGCAGCACCGUCGUCCAGUUGCUGAGCAACAUCGGCUCCAAGCGUGAGGUCCAGCAGUACCUGUCCCACUUCACCUCCGUCUCCUCCCAGCAGUUCGCCGUUAUCAAGGUCGGCGGUGCCAUCAUCACCGAGCACCUCGAGACCUUGUCCUCCGCUCUCGCCUUCCUGAACCAUGUCGGCCUCUACCCGAUCGUCGUCCACGGUGCCGGUCCCCAGCUCAACCGUAUGCUGGAGGCCGCCGGUGUCGAACCGCAAUUUGAGGAUGGGAUUCGAGUGACGGAUGGUAAGACCCUGUCGCUGGCCCGCAAGCUGUUCCUGGAAGAGAACAUGAAGCUGGUGGAGGAGCUGGAGCGCAUGGGCAUCCGUGCUCGGCCUAUAACCGCUGGUGUGUUCUCGGCGGAUUACCUGGACAAGCCCAAGUAUAACCUGGUCGGCAAGAUCAAUGGUGUGGACAAGAAGCCCAUUGAGUCCGCCAUUGCGGCCGGCUGCCUGCCCAUCCUGACUUCCAUGGCCGAGACCCCCGAUGGCCAGGUGCUGAACGUCAAUGCGGAUGUGGCUGCUGGUGAGCUGGCGCGCGCUUUGCAGCCGCUGAAGAUCGUCUACCUUGCUGAGAAGGGUGGUCUGUUCAACGGUGACACUGGCGAGAAGAUUUCCGUCAUUAACCUCGACGAGGAGUAUGAUCACCUGAUGACCCAGUGGUGGGUCCGCCACGGCACUCGGCUCAAGAUUAAGGAGAUGAAGGAGCUCCUGAGCGACCUGCCCCGCUCGUCCAGCGUGGCCAUCAUUCACCCCGCCGAUCUCCAGAAGGAACUGUUCACCGACUCCGGUGCCGGUACUCUGAUCCGCCGCGGCAACAAGAUCAACGUCAAGACUACCCUGUCUGAGUUCGGGGACCUGCAGGCCCUGAAGGAUGUGCUCAUUCGUGACCGUGAGGGUCUCGAUGCGCGUGCCGUUGUGGACCGUUAUGUGGAGGGCAUGAAGGAGCACGACUUCAAGAUCUACUACGAUGACCCCAUGGAUGCUCUGGCCGUCGUUCUUCCUCCACAGGAGGGCUCUCUGAUGGCACACCUGGCUACUUUCACCAUCACCAAGUCAGGCUGGUUGACCAACGUUGCCGAUAACGUGUUCGCCAGCGUGAAGAAGGACUUUCCCAAGCUGGCCUGGACCGUCAAGGAGGAUGAUGAGAACCUGACCUGGUUCUUCGACAAGGCCGACGGCAGCCUCAGCCGGGACGGCGAGGUUCUAUUCUGGUAUGGUGCUGAGAACGGCGACGAGGUCAAGCAGCUCGUUCAAGAGUUUACCAAACACGGCCGCAAGAUGUUCGGUGACAUCAAUUUGGAGCACCGUCUCCACCGCGCUCACCAGGCUGCCGCCAAUAUUGGCAAGGGCUUCGGUGCCAGUGGUGCCUCGGCCGAACAGAAGCGUGCCUUCUCUUCCACCUCCAACGCUCUGCGUGCUUCUCGCAUGAAGCGCCCUGCCGUUGCCGUCAGCGCUGUCCGCACCUAUGCCACCACCAACCCCAACCCUCCCCUCGGCGAGAAGAACGCCUCCAACUCCCGCCCCGCUAAGGUCGCCCUCAUCGGUGCCCGUGGCUACACCGGUCAGGCUCUGAUCAACCUGCUCAAUGCUCACCCCAAUAUGGAUCUCCGCCACGUCUCGUCCCGUGAGCUGGCCGGCAAGAAGCUCCAGGGAUACAACAAGCGCGAGAUCAUCUACGAGAACCUCAGCCCCGAGGACGUCCGCAAGAUGUCCGCCAACGGUGACAUCGACUGCUGGGUCAUGGCUCUUCCCAACGGUGUCUGCAAGCCCUUUGUCGAUGCCGUCGACCAGGGCUCGGAGAAGGGCAACGUCAUCGUUGACCUGAGCGCUGACUACCGCUUCGACCCCAACUGGACCUAUGGACUGCCCGAGCUGGUUGACCGGUCCAAGAUCGCCCGUGCCACCCGAAUCGCCAACCCUGGCUGCUACGCCACCGCUGCCCAACUUGGAAUAGCGCCUCUUGUGCCCUUCCUCGGUGGCCAGCCAACUACCUUUGGUGUCUCUGGCUACUCUGGCGCCGGCACCAAGCCUAGCCCUAAGAACGACGUUCAGUUCCUCACCAACAACCUCAUCCCUUACAGCCUGACGGAUCACAUCCACGAGCGUGAGAUCAGUGCCCAGCUGGGCACCAGCAUCGCCUUCAUCCCCCACGUUGCUGUCUGGUUCCAGGGUAUCCACCACUCCAUCAGCAUUCCCCUGAACAAGGAGAUGACGUCCCGCGAUAUCCGCAACCUCUACCAGGACCGCUACGCCGGCGAGAAGCUUGUCAAGAUUGUAGGCGAGGCCCCCUUGGUCAAGGACAUUGCUGGCCGCCACGGUGUCGAGAUCGGCGGUUUCGCCGUGCACUCCAGCGGCAAGCGGGUUGUGGUCUGCGCCACCAUCGACAACCUGCUGAAGGGUGCUGCUACUCAGUGCCUGCAAAACAUGAACCUGGCACUGGGCUACUCCGAGUACCAAGGCAUCCCCCUGGAGUAA
Molecule: messenger RNA, 2703 nt
Organism: Penicillium canariense
Lineage: Eukaryota; Fungi; Ascomycota; Eurotiomycetes; Eurotiales; Aspergillaceae
Gene: argEF
Product: bifunctional acetylglutamate kinase/N-acetyl-gamma-glutamyl-phosphate reductase
Exons: 3
Coding region: 1-2703 (900 amino acids)
Biological process (GO): L-arginine biosynthetic process
Cellular component (GO): cytoplasm; mitochondrial matrix; mitochondrion
Molecular function (GO): arginine binding; N-acetyl-gamma-glutamyl-phosphate reductase (NADP+) activity; L-glutamate N-acetyltransferase activity, acting on acetyl-CoA as donor
Source: RefSeq, a predicted model, not a curated record